AUGAUCGCAAAUCAACUUGUCAGAUGGUUGUCCAGCUUAUAUCCACAAGAACAGAAUCUAUUAAAAUUAUGCCAAAAUUAUGAAAUGGAAGUUGUAACUAGGAUAUUCAAAUGGACGCGUGCACUUUCUCGCGAAGGUUUUAAGACUUCAAUCUUGUACUUUUCAGAAUUGCACAAAUCAUCGUCCUACGUAAAACGAAUCGUACGACCGCAUUACGUACCUGUUAUAACUAAUUACGACGCUAUCAAUGAGUUCUCCUUAGCGACCAAUACAUUCGACAUGACUUUUGCUGCCUGGCUAGUAUUAUUUAUUUACAAGGGACGCGGUUUCGAUUAUUGUUAUAAUCCACCAGGGAACAUAUUCCAUUUGAAAUUCAACACGGAAAUGUUGGUCCGUUGUGGCACGGAAAAUAUUUUACGUGAAUGGUAUUCGAUCUAUAAGAAUCGAACCGAGAUCAAUGAUUUUGCAACUUGGAGUUUAGAGGAAGGAAUCAUUGAAGUGGUUCCGAAAUCUCUUUACGACAGAAGAUAUAAUUUGCAGGGUUUGAUCAUGAAGGCUGUUAUAGUUCAGGAUUCACCGUUCAUAAAUGUAAAGGACGACGACAAAUUGGAUGGCGUAUUCGGUAAAAUAUUCAGAGAAUUAUGUGAAACUCUCAAUUUUAGUUUCGACAUAGUCUCCGAAGUAGAAGAGUACGGAAGUUGGAAUCCUAAAGAAAAAACUUGGUCCGGAGCAAUGGGAGAAUUACAUGCUGGUCGUGCUGACAUUUCUAUUUCAGAUUUUGCUAUGACCAGUGCCAGAUUAAACGUCGUCGAUUUCACGUUUCCACUUUUGAUUUCAAGAAACAGUCUAUACAUCCAAGAACCACGGGCAUUCGCGAUUGGAUGGUCGUCUUAUUUUCUAGCUUUCUCUCGUUCGGUUUGGAUAGUCAUGUUUGGAGUCUUGGUUCUUGUGACGAUCUUAUUAAUAUUUGUCAAAUUAGGAAAUGGAACCAAUCGUAAUAUAGGACAUUUAUUGUCUGAUAUUAUUUUAGAAAUUUGGGGUAUAUUAUGCCAACAGGGACUACCAGGUCCGAUAAAACAUUUCUCUUUCCUGAAAGAUUAUCGUUAA
Molecule: messenger RNA, 1107 nt
Organism: Vespa mandarinia (Asian giant hornet)
Lineage: Eukaryota; Metazoa; Arthropoda; Insecta; Hymenoptera; Vespidae
Product: glutamate receptor 1-like
Cellular component (GO): membrane
Molecular function (GO): ligand-gated monoatomic ion channel activity
Source: RefSeq, a predicted model, not a curated record